GCAGACCGCGAAUUUAUGAUACUAGCGCUGGAUAACGGUAGCGUCUACGGCUUCUCAAUUCAUAUUCCGUGCAAUGAAGAACUCAUACUGCUGGAUAUUUGGUACCGUCAUAACAGUUUUUGUCAUUAAGUGUGUGGCGGUGCCAUGUGAUUUGGGUGAGUACCACGACGGCGUAGUUACACCAUCAACUUUUCAUGCUGAUGAGGGCAUAUGUUUAUUGAACUUGCAAUCACCAAAUAUAUAUGCUGCUGGAAUUGGAGACGGAAGCACAAAUGAUGCAUAUUACUGUGGUUCAUGUGUUAACGUGUCAACUCCACAUGCGUUUAUAGUCGCCAUGGUUGUUGACGAAUGUAAAGAAUGUGUAGGAGAUUAUGAUAUAACUCUAGAUAUCGAUGCGAUGAACAUGUUAUCUGCAAAUACUGGCCAGAUGGACGUUAAUGUUCGUUGGCACCUCAUCCCAUGCCCUGGGAUGGUUCGCACCAAGAACAUAACAUUUGAGAUUCAGGGAGUUGGUUCUAUGACUGAAUUCGCUAUAAGAGCUGUUGACCACGCGUACCCUGUCACGGCCAUGGAGGUAUCAACAGACGGGACGUUGUGGAGUUUUCUAGUCCGAGACGAACGCAACUAUUACCAUAGACAAGCGAAUGUCUAUACAUGGGAUACGCCCUUCCUCAUAAAAGUUUAUACAACUAUUGAAGAGAAAUACGUUAGCUACACGAUCGACAACUUGAAUGAAAGUCAAAUCACAAGUAAUGUACAAUUUGAUAAUUGUGGCGGCCAGGUACCUGGAGAGAGUCGAGAAUCAUGUGACCUGGGACUAUAUCAUGACGGCCUGGCUACGCCAGCAAAAUACACUAAUUAUAAUGGUUCGUGUUCAUUAGUACCCCCACCACUAACUCGGGGUAUAUAUUCUGCUGGAAUUGGAGACGGGAGUGUUGUUGAUGCAUAUUAUUGUGGAGCAUGUGUAAACGUGUCAACUGCACGUGCGUAUAUAGUUGCCAUGGUGAUUGACAAAUGCCGUGGAUGCGUCGAACAGGAUGAUAUCACUCUGGAUGAAGAAGGGAUAUACAUGCUAACUGGAACUUGGAACGCCAUAGAUGUUACUUGGCGUCUGACAGCAUGCCCUGGUCUGGUUGGAGUAGAGAACAUCACAUUUGAGUUUCAGACAGACAGUGAUGUAUUUGCUGUACGAGCCACCAAUCACAUAUAUCCCGUUACGUCCAUGAGGUUAUACUACUACGGAGAGUGGAGAGUCUUGAUUCGAGACGAGAGAAAUUAUUAUCAUCGUUAUUUUGACAGCACACAGAUGACAACGCCAUUUAAUCUGACGAUUUUCACAAGUGUUACCCGUCAAUACGUUAACUACACAUUCCGUGAAUUAAGUCUUAGUCCAAUACACAGUAAUGUACAAUUUGACAUUUGUGAUGGUUCUGAUAGCGGUGUUGGUGCAUCACCUACUUGGUUUUCUACGACGCGGUCGAUAUCAAAUGAGUCUCCAACGAUCCCUGUAACUACGCAAGUACUGGCCACGACGCAGCCAAAAACGACAUUCAUGACAACACCUGAGACCACGAGCCCCCCAACAAACUCUGAAGUUACCACCACUCGUCAGGUAACCACCAAAUUUAAAGCGGCGACAACUUCACUACAGGCCACCACGACGCCGCCGCCAACGUCAACUUCGGAUACAACGAUCCUACUACCGGUCUUCACUCAAAUAGACCCAACGUUGCCAACAGCCUACCAAAAUACGUCGUCGACGUCGCAUACAACAAUAUCUGUUGAAAGUACAACUCACCUGGAAGCAGCUAUUACGGACACAAUCUUGAUGACUUCCAUGAUGACUUCAGAAGAUCCAGAUGCAAAACAAAGUAGCACGCAAGAAAAUGGAAACCCAAAAGUGAAAGGAUUAGGCUAUAUUUUUAUAUUCGCUGCUGUUUUACUUGGUAUCGGCGCACUUAUCGAGGUUGCAGAAUGUGUUAUCCGAAAGAUGCACAUAGGAUCCAGAAGACGUCAGCGUUUGAUGGACAAUGAUGAUACAAAACCAGGCAAUCACGUGACACCCGCUGAAAUAUGA
Saccoglossus kowalevskii is the source of this 2077-nucleotide messenger RNA. RefSeq lists its product as uncharacterized. The record is from RefSeq and is a predicted model, not a curated record. Lineage: Eukaryota; Metazoa; Hemichordata; Enteropneusta; Harrimaniidae.